Messenger RNA from Aspergillus oryzae RIB40, 966 nucleotides. RefSeq names its product class I SAM-dependent methyltransferase. The coding region runs from base 1 to 966 and encodes 321 amino acids. Gene Ontology annotation, molecular function: methyltransferase activity. The record is from RefSeq and is a predicted model, not a curated record. The transcript has 3 exons. Lineage: Eukaryota; Fungi; Ascomycota; Eurotiomycetes; Eurotiales; Aspergillaceae.
AUGGCGAACAGGGAUGAGGAGAUACUCGUCGACUCCGGCGAUGAUUACGACUCCCAUUAUGUAGCGACGGACUCCGAGGUAACAUCGAUGCGCAGCAGUAUCGUCGACUAUGUCUACGAAAACGGCCGACGCUACCACGCGUAUCAUGCGGGAUCGUAUUGGGGAUCCAACGACGAGAAGGCAAUUGACGCGAUGGAGAUCUGUCAUCACCUCUACGGCUUGUUGUUGCAUGGCCGAUUGCACCUCGCCCCGAUCAAGAAUCCGCUGCGAGUCCUUGAUGUCGGAACAGGAACUGGCUCCUGGGCCACUGACUUUGCCGAUCUGCACCCUGGAGCAACUGUUAUUGGAACGGAUCUCUCGCCAAUUCAGCCUAGCUUUGUCCCUCCUAAUGUGUAUUUUGAGAUUGACGACUGCUGUGACGAAUGGGUAUACAAAAGCCCAUUUGACUUUAUUCAUGUUCGUGGGCUAUAUGGGUGUGUGGCGGACUGGGGAAAAUUUUAUCAGCAGGCUCUGAAGAACCUUCAUCCCGGUGGAUAUUUGGAACAGGCCGAGAUGAGUGUGACCCCGGUCUCGGACGACGGAAGCACCGCAGGCACGAUAUAUGAAAUCUGGGGCCAGAAAAGUCUCGAAGCGGGAGAUCAAUUCGGCAAGACAUUACGUAUCGUCGACGAGUCUAAGCAGCGGAUGAUUGAUGCUGGGUUUGUGAACGUUUCUGAACACCGGUACAAACUACCCAUCGGCCCCUGGCCAAAAGACCCGCAUCUUAAGACUCUAGGACGGUUCUUUCGCAUCGUCAUGGAGGAAAGUCUGGAGAUGUGGGCUAUGAUGCUCUGGACCAAGAUCCUUGGAUGGUCGAGAGAGGAGGUUGAGGUGAUCUUUGCGAGAAUGCGUGAUGCACUAAAUAAUCCGAGUAUCCACGCAUACCUCGAGAUAUCGGUGGUUUACGGGCAGAAGCCAGAGAUCUAG